AUGAGGCAUGAUUUUUCUUUUAUUUUCUCUAUCGUGAUUUCUUACUUUAGACUCAUUCAAAGAGACUAUCUUACAUUCUCUCACGCAUAUAUUCUCUUAUUCGUUACUUCUCUCUCUCACAGUUUCUCCUUUUUCUGUCUCACUCACCAUAUUCUCAUUCCCUCUCCAAUAAACCUUUACUCAGUCUUUCUCUCUCCAAGACAGAGAUAUACUAAAUCUAUCUCUAUAAAAAGUCACGCUUUAUUUUUGUAUAUAUUUUCUUAUUUAUUCCUUUGCUGUUUGCAUCUGUAUGUCUUCGCAACAGAAGUCAGCUUCUUUCUUUUUAUCGUUCCUUUCAUUAUAUUCCUAUAUUCCCGGUCAAUUUCUUUCAUUCAUUCAUUCAUUCAUUUAUUCAUUCAUUCAUUUUACACUUUAUUUCUUUCAUCCGUUCAUUCCUUUUACACUUUCUUUCUUUCAUUCAUUUCACGCGUUUUUUUUUCUGUCAUUCAUUCCUUAGUUUUUUUCUGUCCUUCGUCUAUUCCUUCUACACUUUAUUUAUUUCUUUUGUUCAUUAUUUUAUACUUUAUUUCUUUCUAUCAUUCAUUUUAUACAUUAUUUCUUUAUUUCAUUCAUUCAUUUUACACUUUCAUUUUUGCAUUCAUUCGUUCAUUUUAUAGGUUCUUUCAUUCAUACAUUUUGCUUUUUUCUUCAUGUUUCAUUAAUUUUAUUCCUUCCUUCGUUCUUUUUCUCCUUUCCUAUCAUUUUAUUUUAUUUUCCUUCUUGAUUUCUCCUUUAUUUGUCUUUAUUUCUUCGUCAUUUUUGUCGCUUCCUUCUUAUUUUUUUUCAAUUCCUCCCCUCUUUGCUUUUUCAUAA
Molecule: messenger RNA, 852 nt
Organism: Acanthosepion pharaonis
Lineage: Eukaryota; Metazoa; Mollusca; Cephalopoda; Sepiida; Sepiidae
Source: the annotation of a GenBank genome assembly